Messenger RNA from Oppia nitens, 1040 nucleotides. RefSeq names its product inositol oxygenase-like. The transcript is spliced from 2 exons. The record is from RefSeq and is a predicted model, not a curated record. Gene Ontology annotation, cellular component: cytoplasm. Gene Ontology annotation, molecular function: iron ion binding; inositol oxygenase activity. Gene Ontology annotation, biological process: inositol catabolic process. The coding region runs from base 133 to 1017 and encodes 294 amino acids. Lineage: Eukaryota; Metazoa; Arthropoda; Arachnida; Sarcoptiformes; Oppiidae.
UUGGAGUUAUAAAUUUUUUUUUAAAAAAUUUGUUUUUGUAUAUCAAUUCAAAAAAUAUUUCAGUCAAUUGUUCAAUACCCUACUGAUCAAACACACAUACCCCUCAUCCACCCAUCCAACCAACAAAAAGUUAUGGCAUCAGUCAGUAUCCAACCAUCACUGGACGGUCCGAUUUUUAUGGUCGACCCCUCACAGAACUAUAGGCCCGACUAUAAAGACGAAGCCGACUUUCGUGUCUAUAACAACAACGAUAAGGACGAUGAGAUGCAGCAAAUGAUUUACGAAACCUAUCGGCAAAUGCAUGAGCGCCAGACUGUCCAGUUUGUUACCGACCGAACCGAGUCGUGGACACAGUUCGAUACCAUUGAACUGCCGAUUAUGGAAGCACUGGAAAAGUUGAAUACAUUUGUCGAUGAAUCGGAUCCCGAUAUUAGUCUACCGAAUAUGGUUCACGCAUUUCAGACGGCCGAAGGCAUCCGUAAAGUACACCCGGAUUUGGAUUGGUUUCAUCUGACCGGUCUGAUCCAUGAUUUGGGCAAAAUAAUGGCCAUCUAUGGCGAACCUCAGUGGGCAGUAGUGGGCGAUACGUUUCCGGUUGGCUGCGACUAUGGCCCGAGUAUUGUCUAUGUUGAGACUUUUGCCGGUAAUCCUGAUCGUCAAAAUCCUGUGUAUUGUUCAGCAAACGGUAUGUACAGACAGGGAUGUGGUCUGGAAUCGGUAAUGAUGUCCUGGGGUCACGACGAAUAUAUGUAUCGGGUAUUGAAAAAUCAUCGACAAUGCAAACUACCCGACGAAGCACUCUAUAUGAUUAGGUAUCAUAGUUUUUAUCCGUGGCACAGGGGUGGCGACUAUAACCACCUGUGCUCGCCGAAAGACCUGGAAAUGUUACCCUGGAUCCGGGAGUUUAAUAAAUUUGAUUUAUACUCCAAGUGCCCGGAUCUGCCCGAUAUGGAAACCCUGAUACCCUAUUAUCAGUCCCUGAUUGAUAAGUAUAUACCGGGCAAAGUCAAGUUUUAAAAAUUUAUUUUUUAUCAUUAAUU